Wyeomyia smithii (pitcher-plant mosquito) is the source of this 6310-nucleotide messenger RNA. RefSeq names its product tyrosine-protein phosphatase 69D (gene Ptp69D). The transcript has 12 exons. The record is from RefSeq and is a predicted model, not a curated record. Gene Ontology annotation, biological process: protein dephosphorylation. The coding region runs from base 354 to 4826 and encodes 1490 amino acids. Gene Ontology annotation, molecular function: protein binding; protein tyrosine phosphatase activity. Lineage: Eukaryota; Metazoa; Arthropoda; Insecta; Diptera; Culicidae.
CGAGGAAGUAAGCCGAGAAAGACGGAAAAAGGCAGCAGCAGCAGCCAGCCGCAACGCAAAGAGAGUGUGUGUCCAUUAUUCUUUUACGCGACGACAAAACUGCCUUCGUUUUUGUUUUCCAUUAUUUUGUCGCGCAAAUAAUUUGUCUACUAUCGGUCCGGUAUGAGUGAAAGUGUGCAUUUUCGGUGCGGUACAAGUGCAGGCAUGGUGUAAGCUGGCGAAACCGGCUCGAGUUCGAUUGGCAAUCGGUGCAAAACGCAGCCCAAUAAUCGGCGAAAGAAAAGGGCAGCGGCUCUCCGUGAAAAAGACGGAACGGACAGGACCUACACACUUGUGACAGAAGAGGGCAAGCGAUGUGGAAGAACCAAGCCCACUUGUGUUUGCUGAUUGCUAGUGUAUACUUGUUGGGUUAUCUGAUCCUGGAAAUUGACGCUGCUGGCAGUAAAGCUGAACCGCGGUACUUUCUUGCCGGCAGAAAUGGUACGUUGGCGUGCAAGUUCAGUGGUGCCGAGAAUCCCGGCUGGCGCAGGAAUGGGAAAAACCUUACCGAUGGCAGCAGCGCCCGAAUCACCUUCAUGAUUGUCGACAGCGAGGCUGACGUGGUGAAGCUAGCAGAUGGCGACGACGGCAAACCGCUGGAAGAGUAUCCACCGCCGACGACGACGGUUCCGACAACCGACGACGUGGGAACGACGGCGAUCUCCACCCUGACUAUACACAAUUUUACGAAAACAGACACCGGUGACUACACCUGCCAUGGUCAGUCGAAGAGCGCCCCUCCGCUGGCAAGCUUCUCAGUGCGGGAAGUGACCCUACCAAAGAUAACCGCCUCGAGCCCGAAGCGCACAAAAAUCAAACAAGGGCAACGGGUUCAACUGUACUGUGUGAUACAAAUGUACCCCCUGGAGUACUUUAACAAUUCGAUACAAUGGUUCAAAGAGGACGAUACCACCGAGAAUAAUUUUAUGCGAAACACGACUGUGCGGGCGUUGAAUGGAACACACGUGAACGUAACGCUCACAAUUGCUGGGGUAAGCAAAACACACAACGGAACCUACUCCUGUAAUGUUGGACCUUCGGCAAUGCUGGAUGAGAAUUCCGCUAUCGAUCGGGAGUCGAUGGCACUGCUAGUGCUCGAUAAGCCCCAAGUAACGAUUGACUAUGUGAAGGCCGUUGGUGCCAAUAAAAUUUAUCUAAACUGGACUGUCAACGAUGGAAACGAUGCGGUCAAGCACUACAUGGCGCAAUUCAUGAAGAAAGGUGAUUCCACUUUUACGUACUAUGCGAAUCGAAUUGACGGCCGGAAUAGUUCUUUUGUGUUGGAAAAUUUCGAUCCUGCUACGGAUUAUGAGAUAAAACUGACUGCCCAGAAUGGGCAGGGUAGUGGCCCAACAUCGCCGGCUGUAAAGGUUCGUACCCUGGAUAGUGAUCCCAGCUUCACACCGGUAGUGGAAGUAAAAGGCAAUACACAUUCAACGAUUACGAUCGGAUGGGCCGCACCUCCGGCAGAUUUACUCGAGUACAUUCAGUACUAUGACUUGACGGUUUCGGUGGCCGGUGAAAAUUCUUCCAAGUGGGAAACUUACUAUCCACAAAACAGUCGCAAUCUUCCGUACAUGUUUGACAAUCUGGACACUGCCACCGAGUAUAGCUUUCGAGUGCGUGCCUGCAGCGAACUGGCCAAAGUUUGCGGAAACUGGUCGGAAGAAGUGAACGGUACUACUAGUGAUGGUCUAUCCUCUGCACCUUUGAAUCUAAAUAUAACUUGCUCACAUUUCAACAUAUCCCGUCGAAAUACGGUUCGCAUCCACUGGGAUCCACCGAAGAAACCGAAUGGAAAGGUUGUUUCCUACCAGGUCACCCUCGAAGGUCUCUCGCAGUACCGCAGCGAACAUGGCAGUUUGAAGAAUGAAACCUGGGGACCGAAGAUAAAAAAUGUCCAGCCGCAGUUCACUAAAACCGAGUACGAUGGAAUUCCGCCAAACACAAAUUAUACCGUAAAAGUUGCAGCCGUAACACGCACCAAGCGAUCCGGUGUGGUUGCCAGUGCCACCUGUACCAUGCCGGUUACAACUCCGGACAACAUCGGACGUCUGAUGUGGGGCAAACUGCGCACCGAAGAUAACCAGUGGAUUUUUAAGCUUUUCCUGCCACGGAUUUCGGAGAGAAACGGUCCCAUCUGUUGCUACAAAAUCUAUCUGACACGGCUAGCGCACAGGAACGAGUCUCUUCCGGAGCCGGAGAAUCUGCUGGUGACGAAUUAUGCUGAUGUGCACGCAAUUAACAACACCCGUGGAGGAACUUACCUGGCGGAGAUUUUCUCCAGCCUGAACUACAGCUCGGAAGUGUUUCUGGGCGAUGGAAAGAACAACGAAUACCGCGAUCUCGCCUUCUGUCCGCAGUGCCUGCAGCGGACGAAGUUUCUUCAUAAUGAGAAGCCACCCAGUGCCAUUGCCAAAGAUGGGCAUGAUAACAGUUUAACGGCGCAGAACGUAACCGUCACAACGCCAAACCCAACCCGGACUGGUAACGAAGCCGUCCCCGCUGCAGAUCAGCUGAAAGUAUCCAGCCACGAUAAGCGGGAAACAAAUGUGUACAACUACUACGAGGGUGGCGGCCCGAAUCAGUUCGAAACAGUUUACGAUGGAAUUCUCGACCCGUCAAGCAACUAUACGGGUUUUGUGGAAGUCGUAGUAAAAAGUGACAGCGAUCCGGGUGAGGCUCAGUACAUCUCAACGUUUAGCGAAUACUUUCAGGAAAUGAAUGCCGGCGCCCCGCUGGCGAGUGAUCUGAGUGGAAGAGAUCUGUCCUUUAUACUUAACAUUGUUAUUCAAAUUCUGUGCGGACUGAUUUUGAUUGUUUUGCUAGUGCUGCUCACACUGUGCCUGUUGCACAAACAUUUCAGCAAGAACAUCGCCCAGGAGGGCGAAGUUAUCAGCUUGGGAGAUUCACUGCGUCGAGCUCUAUGUCACAGCCGAAACAAUAAUGCUCACCACCGGCAUCUGCUGGGAUCGAAUACCGCAAAACCACCGGUGAUUCCACCAAUCUCCCGGGAAGACCUGUCAAAGUCAUAUUUUGAUAAGCACAAGGAUUCCGAUUAUGGCUUUCAGCAUGAGUUCGAACUACUGCCGGAUAAGUUUGCCGAUCGGACGACGAAGAACUCUGACCUGAAGGAAAAUAUUCACAAAAAUCGUUAUCCGGAUAUCAAAUCGUACGAUCAGACACGAGUAAAACUAUCCACGCUGAAUGGUCUCUCCGGGUCGGAUUACAUAAACGCAAACUUUGUUAUCGGCUACAAGGAACGGAAAAAAUUUAUCUGCGCACAGGGACCAAUGGAUAGCACUAUUGUGGACUUCUGGCGAAUGAUUUGGGAGCAGCAUUUGGAAAUCAUCGUCAUGUUGACCAAUUUAGAGGAGUACAAUAAAACAAAAUGCGCUAAAUAUUGGCCGGAAAAUAUUAACGAUUCCACACAAUACGGGGAUCUACUGAUUACAUUCGCUUCGGACAAUUAUUACGCCGAUUAUAUUAUAAGAAAUUUAAAAGUUACUAAACGUAUCGUCAAUUCGUCCGGCGAGGAGGCUGAAGAGACGCGGUACAUCUCCCAGUACCACUAUCUCACCUGGAAGGACUUCAUGGCACCGGAGCAUCCGCAGGGGAUCACCAAAUUCAUCAAACGCAUCAACUCCGAAUACUCACUACAGCGUGGCCCGAUUCUGGUUCACUGCAGCGCUGGUGUCGGUCGAACAGGGACCUUUGUGGCACUGGACUCACUAUCGCAGCAGCUGAACGAGGAGGGUCAAGUGUCCAUCUUCAAUACGAUUUGUGAUAUGCGAUAUCAAAGAAAUUUUCUCGUGCAGUCAUUGAAACAAUAUAUCUUUUUAUAUCGAGCCCUCACCGAACUAGCGUACUUUGGCGAUACGGAAAUUGACCAAAAAUCAUUAGCCACUACGGUGGAAAGUCUGAAACAGCCAUCUAGCGAAAAUGCGGAAAUAUGUAAGCUGGAAGCACAGUUCCAGCGAAUAAAAUCCUUCCAAGAGGACACACGAAAGACGACCGCCAUCGGGGGUAGCGAAGACAACCGAGCAAAGAAUCGCUCCGAAACGUGCGUCCCGUAUGACAAGAACCGGGUCAUUCUGGCCCCGAUUCCAGGCCAUGACAAUUGCACCUACAUCAACGCGUCGUUCAUCGAUGGGUACGACGACGAGAAUAACUUCAUCAUCACCCAAGAUCCGAUGGAGAACACCAUUUUCGACUUUUGGCGGAUGAUAUUCGAGCAGCGGAUAAAGACGAUUGUGAUGUUUUCCGAGAUCGGUGACGGGGCUAACAAGUGUCCCCGGUACUGGGCGGACGAGGAGAUGCAGUAUGAGAACCUGCUGGUGACGUACAUCCAGAGCGAAAGUGGGCCGUACUAUACGAAGCGAGAGUUUACGGUGAUGAAUUGUAAAUCGAAGGACACCAUUCAGGUGACACAAUUCCAGUAUAAUGGAUGGCCUACGGUGGAAGGCGAGGUACCCGAGGUUACUCGGGGUAUGAUCGAGAUAGUCAACCAGGCGCAGAAGCACAGCUCCCAGCAGGAGGAUAUGUUCACGAUUGCUGUUCACUGCAGCUUGGGAACGGACAAAAGCUCCCUAUUCGUUGCCAUGUGCAUACUUGUUAUGCAACUCAAAACUGAGAAACGCAUCGACAUUUGCUCGGUGGUAAGAAAGCUUCGAGCACAACGUAGUUUAAUGAUUGAAACAUAUGCACAAUACGAGUUUCUGCAUAGGGCGAUUGUAAAUUUUGCUGACUUAUACAAAAUCUCGUUAGGCAUAGCAUCCGAUUGUUGAUAAGUUCCGACUGAAAGUGAUAAAUCAACUCAACAAACCGCAGCAACAACCACCACAUCAUCAACAGUAGAACAGCGAAAACAGAAAAAAAACACAAAAAACUAAAAACGUAAAUUGUGUGAUCCUAACAAAAAAAAAACAAAAUAUCGACACACCUCUUAUGUGGAGAACUGAAGAAACUCAAUCCUAUCAUAUUAUACACACACAUACACACACACAAACACUACAUCUUCUACACACAGAUAAUUUUGCUAGCGAAUGUGUCGCUCUCCACGCAGGAUGAGCGGUCAAAACAAGCGACGAGAGCGCGCUUGUGCUUCGAAGUAUGCUUCAAUGUAUAUGUAAUAAUUUUUAGCUUUUUUUAAGUAAACAAGAAAUACAGUUCUAGUGCAUGAGUUAUAUUAGAUCCCCGCGACUAAUAAUGUAAGAAGACAUUACGCAAAACAAACAAAUCAAACGUCGAAAAGGACGCUGAGAUUAGUCUAUUCUAUUAACAUAGUGAAAGCGGAAACGAGGGACGCAGAAAGAGAUAGAAAGCGAGAGAGAGGGCAAUCAUCAAAAUGGAGAGAUUUGUUAUAUUAAACCAUAAUGAAUUUUAUAACUAUUCACACCACUAUAAAACGCUAAAUUCUUUUAGCCCGCACAUGGCAUAACAUACCUCCUCCCAAACUUGUUUCGCAGACAAAGUAACGAACAAUUGCCAUUUUUUAGUUGUAAAGUUGUAAACGAAACGUAAGAAGACAUGAACAAAACUACCACAACAUACCAGAUAAAUAGUUAUUUUCAUUCGCAACAAAAAACACACUGAAAACGACAGUCACUACUAGGAAGUCAAAGCAGGUACUUUUUAUACUACCCUAGGAAGUGCGAAUGGGAAAACGCCACAUCCUCCUAGCAAAAAAUUAGAAAAGCAAGACAACAGACGACAGCAACAGCAAAAGCGUGUGAUCAAAUUGUAGGAAGAGAAAAAUAAACGGGCAGAAAAAGCGGUGGCGAAUGUUAGGAGCUAUAUAAUAAAAAAAAAAUAAUAUUAAUAAUAAUAAAAUAUUCUAGUUAUUUUUCAUGUUGAAAAAUGCAACCAGAGGAAAGCCAAGCCCAAUCUCAAAGAUGAAAAAAAAAAAAGAAUGAACGAGCGAACGUGCGAACGAGAAGUGAAACAAUAUGACACUCGUAAACCAUUAAGGCAGAAGAUGCAAAAUAUACCUCUAUCUGUGUGUAAAAUUCAAUAACUAUUAAGGUAUCUGUACCAGUAUGAUAUUUCUAUGAGUAACAAAACAACAAAUAAAACGAAAGGAAACAAAAGAUCAACAACAAACAACCAACCAACCGGAUGCUGAAACGCUACAAUUUACUAACACUAAACAUAAUGUCUGUAUUUAUCAACAACAAGAAAGCAGCAGCAGCUAAAACGAAAAUAUACACACAAAAACACACUACAAGACAGUUGAUAAGUGAUGCAUAAAAGCUUGUGUAUAAAACCGAAA